AAUGUUUGUACCAUAUAAACAAACACUGAGUUGAAUAAAGCGCGCUAAACAUAGUUUUUCAUCUUCAUCCAAGCACCUCGUACCAAUCUAAGAUGGUCGAGUUAAUAUUCCAUUUAAUCUUUCUAUAUACUAAACAUUUAAAAAUACAUACAAACUACUUAUUUUUUAACUACCCAAUGAGAAACGAUUCACUAUGUAUCGGUGCUGGCUUGAACUUUGGUUAUAUUGUAGAUAACCUUAACCAUUGAAUUUUAAUCAAACGAGAUGUUUCCACAAAGUAGUUUUCGAUAAAAUCUGUUCGUUGCAACUAUGUCUACUCUGGUAAUAAUGUUAUUAAUAUUAUUAAUAGCUGUUCUAGCUUAUCUGAUAAUAUUUUUCAAAUUCGGUUAUGUAUAUUGUGACAGUAAAGUAUGUUUAGUGGGAAAAACGGCCUUGGUGACAGGGGGAAGUUCUGGUAUUGGUUAUGAACUAGCAUUACAACUAGCCUCAAGAGGUUGUAAAGUGAUAAUAGCUGAUAAAAUAGUCAAAGAAGAAAUUAAAACAUCAAUUAUCAAUGAAACUCAUAAUCCGAAUAUCAAAUUGGAAUAUGUAGAUUUUGGUUCAUUCCAAUCUAUAAGGAAUUUCGCUGAAAAAUUGAAAAUUACCGAGGAUAAAUUGGAUAUAUUAAUGAACAAUGUUGGUAUUGGUAAAGCACCGGAACGUCCAAGUGAAGAUGGUUUGAAUUUGACCAUGCAAAUUAAUCACUACAGCCCUUUCUUAUUAACACAUUUACUGAUAGAUCUUUUAAAGAAUUCUUCUGAUGCUAGAAUAGUUUUUACAACUUCGUCGGCAAGUUUUUUGCACGUAAUGACACCCGAUUCCGUCACCAACGAUAACAUCAAAUUAUCAAAAUAUCGAAUGAACGAUUAUUCUUGUGCAAAGUUUUGCACGGUCGUUUCUUCGGACAUAUUCGCGGAAAAAUUGAAGAAAUACAACAUUUCUUGUAACACUUACCAUCCCGGCGUUGCCAAAACGACAUUUUUCGAAAACACGUUACGAAACGUGAACACUUACAGCUUCACGGAUUGGUGGGCGUAUUGGCAUAUUAUGUUUCUCAAAGUUUUCGUCGGAGUGACUCCUAGACAAGCUUCACAGGCAGCUAUGAAACUGGCGGUUUCGAAUGAAUUUAAAAAUGUUACUGGUUUAUUUUAUGGGAAGUAUCUGCCCAAUUUGCGACCCAAAUUAGCUGACAACAAAGAUUUUUGCCGGAGAAUUUGGAGUGUUUCUGAAAAGGUCGUCGGACUCAAAGCAAACGAAAAAUUGUAAUCAUAUCAUUUUAUUUUUAUAUUAUAACAUUUUCCAAUAUAAAUUUCCUUGAUUCCUUUGCUAUAAAGAUGGGAAAUCUCUACUUUAUGAAUUAAAUUGAGGUUAUGUUUGAAAUUCUUCGAUCAAACGAAAUAGAACGUUCGGGUUUUAAGGCUACAUUUUGGAUCGUAAAAAAAAUUUUAUUUUUUGAAAAUGCAGCGAUAGGAAACUGUGGACUUGGCGUGAGUGUAUUGAAAGUAAUAUAACUGUCAAAUAUAUGGAUAAUUUUGACAGAUGACAUGAAAAACAUGGCGGAAAUUAAACAUAUAAUCAUCGUAUAACCUCUAAAAUCACUUGCGUCAAAACAUCCACGUUCUUUUUACUUCAAUGUUGAAUAACUUUGAAAAGCGCAUUAAAUUUCCUUCAAAAUGA
This is a messenger RNA of Diorhabda carinulata, 1716 nucleotides long. Its product is annotated as retinol dehydrogenase 13-like. NCBI's taxonomy places the organism in Eukaryota, Metazoa, Arthropoda, Insecta, Coleoptera, Chrysomelidae. The coding region runs from base 310 to 1305 and encodes 331 amino acids. The transcript is spliced from 4 exons. The record is from RefSeq and is a predicted model, not a curated record.